UCUUCUUCGUUGGAUUGCAAAAGGAAUUUAUAUAUUUUCAAAGUAAACAAAAAAAAACAAAAACUAUUAGAAAAGUCUUGUUUAAAUAUCCUGCAAUAAUCAUGGAAACAAUUGAAAUGCUAAAAGCACUUUAUGACUUCCAAGCUGUAUACCCAAAAACAAUCAGCUUUGACGAAGGCGAAUAUUUUAUCCUUUAUCAGACGAGCGUUCGUCAAAGGAAUUGGUGGCAAGUGGUCAGCAUGAAGGGCAACAUUGGAUUUGUCCCAUCUAAUUACGUAAUGACAAUUAAGGUGGAACCGGACUUUUUGAUUGGCUUUUUGAACUCCAGUAUUGAAUCUCUUGAACUGUCUAAAGACACAGAAAUCAAUGGUAUCAUAGCCAAAGAAGAAUUACUCGAUCGACUGAGGGAAAAGAAAACAGCUAUCGAACGCUUUUAUUCCGGUGACAAAGAAGACAGUGAGACAUCAGAAAUUGAACUGAAAAAUGCUUCUUCACCGCCAUCUACUUCAAUUCAAAUGGGCAUGCAAAGUCCACCACAAUCCAAAAAAUUAGAUUGUGGUAAGAAAUCGAUGUCGAGUCCUGCUGUUGGAACAGCAGUACCACCACAAAUGAUACAAGAAAGCCCUAGCAUGGGUGUAAUUAGUCAAAAAACAAGCGAACCUCCACAGCAGCAGGACAAUCGAGACAACAGUAUUACAUCUGAACCAUCUGAAACAACAACGACAACCACAACGACAAGCGAAGAAGUGGUCACCAUUUACAAGGAGUCCUCAUCAAUAGCACAGACAAAUGGUGCUGGAACAGAUGCCAGUGAAAUUACAGAAUGCGUCCCAGUUGACAUUAAACCAGUAGAAGAUGUGGCCAGCGACGAGCAGAGUGAAAAAGAAACUAUUAAUCUAAGUACUCAUAAUCAUCCACAUUUUCAGCAUCAUCACAAUCAUCCACAGCAGACAGAUAGUGAUAAUGAAGAUAGUGCUACAGCUGCAGCUAUUAUUGCUGCUUCAGCGGCUGCCGCAGCUGGUAGCGAUGUUAAGGUCGAUUCGGGAGAUGUUUAUCAAAUUGUCGAAGUUAUUCGAAGAAGUACGAAUUUAAGUUUUGAUUUGUCAUGUGAGGCAUUGCGUGUGGUUCUGACUAGCUUGGAACAAUUGUACAAUGGUGCUAUCAACCCGUACCUGGAAGCAGUUGCUGUUCAUGUUACUGACAAAGUCGAGACACCAAAAGAACUCUUAGGAGAAACACAUGAUUCGAAACGCUUACAAGAUAUUUUUUGCCAAUUGGCCGAUUGUAAGAAUGACUCGGAACAACGCACAUGGAUGUUAUAUGAAGACGAAGAUGAUAUUAUUCAGUUUUUAGAAGAACUUGUUGAUAUUUUGGAAAAUGCUGAUGAAAAUAUUUGUUGUUAUGAAAUGUCUUGCGAUCAAUAUGAAAGCCUCAUCAAUAUGGUGCAGUUCUAUCAAAUGGAAACAAGCUGGCCAAUUAAGAAACUUUUACUUAGAGCAUUUACAGCUGCAUGUCACUUGGAUAAGACUAUUAUUGAUAUUCUACUCACUUCAGUGCUUCCACUUGAAAUUGUCGAGGACAUGAAAACUCACUUCUCCAAUGUACCAAAGUUUAAAGAACUAGUAAAAAUGCUUACAACAAUAUUUUCUCAAGGUGAACGCAUGCCUGUAGCACAUGAUGCUUUUCUCGGAGUUGAUUUUAGUACAUUUCUCCUUGAAAUAGUCGAAGGCAAUCAUCCAGAUAUAUUAAUUGAUUUGGUUAUUUAUCUUCUUCUAUCGUAUAAUUUACAAUUUGAAUUAUAUUAUCAAAAUUAUGUUCUGCAAGCAAUGCAAAAAUUACAAACUGUCAAAGUCUUCACAGAGAAAAUAUUACUUCUUUUAAAUCGAGAAGAGGAUCCACUGAAAUCAUUUAGACAUGCAUUAGUAACUAAUUCAGUAUUGAAGAUGAUUACCGACAUUUUUACAAUUCCCGAAACUGCCAUGUUGGUCUACACAAAUGAUAGAAUAGUUGUGUUUGAUAUUGUUGUAAGGCAGCUAUCAGAUUUAUGUGCUGGUAAUCCUAUGAGAGGAAAAUAUCUUAACUUAUGUCGUUGCAUGGUUAGAAGUACCAACUAUGAAAAGAAUCAAUACCGCAAACAAGAACUUAUGAAAAUAUUUACUCGCAUUUUUUGUGAAGAAACAGAAUGCAGUGCUGAUGAUCAGAAAUUAGUUCGUGCAAUAGCCAAUGAGUUUCCUCAUAUAUUUAAGGCAGUACUCACAACACCAAUUGAAACAUACUACAAUAUACCAAAUUUUUCAUUUAAUUGAAUGCCAUUAAGUAUUCAAAAAUUUCAAUUGUGCCAAAAUAAAACAAAAAAUAUUUAAUCUUAGUAUUAAAACAAAAACAAAAUAAAAAUCAUGUUUUUAAACAAACCAAACAAAAUUCAAUUAACAAUAAUCUAAAAGAGAAAAAAAAAAAUAAUCUAAUCAGAGAAAUUUAUUUAUUUAUUUGUCAUAUAGAAAACAUAGAAAUAUAUUAUAUAUUUUACCAUAGAUCCAAUUGCUUUAAUUUUUCU
Messenger RNA from Episyrphus balteatus (marmalade hoverfly), 2554 nucleotides. RefSeq names its product NCK-interacting protein with SH3 domain. The coding region runs from base 102 to 2306 and encodes 734 amino acids. Gene Ontology annotation, molecular function: protein binding; Arp2/3 complex binding. Gene Ontology annotation, biological process: endocytosis. NCBI's taxonomy places the organism in Eukaryota, Metazoa, Arthropoda, Insecta, Diptera, Syrphidae. The record is from RefSeq and is a predicted model, not a curated record. The transcript has 10 exons.